CCAGGGAGGGGACGGCGGGACAGGCGGGAGCGGAGGGACCCGCGGGAGGGCGAACUGGGCGGGGACAUGGCCGCGGCGCCCGGAGGGUCUGCGCCGCCCGCCGGCCCCGGCCCGCGCCUGGGUUUCAGCACCGCGGACAGCGGCGUCGGCAUGAGCGGGCUGAACCCAGGUCCCGCCGUGCCCAUGAAGGACCACGACGCCAUCAAGCUCUUCGUGGGGCAGAUCCCGCGGGGCUUGGACGAGCAGGACCUCAAGCCGCUGUUCGAGGAGUUCGGCCGCAUCUACGAGCUGACGGUGCUGAAGGACCGGCUCACCGGCCUCCACAAAGGCUGUGCCUUCCUCACCUAUUGCGCCCGCGACUCAGCUCUCAAGGCCCAGAGUGCUCUGCACGAGCAGAAGACGUUGCCAGGGAUGAGUCGUCCGAUCCAAGUGAAGCCGGCUGCCAGUGAGGGCCGAGGAGAGGACCGGAAGUUGUUUGUGGGGAUGCUGGGCAAGCAGCAGGGUGAGGAGGAUGUCAGACGCCUGUUCCAGCCCUUCGGCCAUAUUGAGGAGUGCACUGUCCUCCGGAGCCCUGAUGGCACCAGUAAAGGCUGUGCCUUUGUGAAGUUCGGGAGUCAGGGGGAGGCCCAGGCGGCCAUCCAGGGUCUGCACGGCAGCCGGACCAUGGCGGGCGCCUCGUCCAGCCUGGUGGUCAAGGUGGCGGACACGGACCGGGAGCGCGCGCUGCGGCGGAUGCAGCAGAUGGCGGGGCAGCUGGGCGCCUUCCACCCCGCGCCGCUGCCCCUCGGGGCCUGCGGCGCCUACACCACGGCGAUCCUGCAGCACCAGGCGGCCCUGCUGGCGGCCGCUCAGGGUCCCGGCCUGGGCCCGGUGGCCGCGGUGGCCGCCCAGAUGCAGCACGUGGCGGCCUUCAGCCUGGUGGCCGCGCCCCUGUUGCCGGCGACAGCAGGCAGCUCCUCGCCGGGCGGCAGCGGCCCUGGCGCGCUCCCCGGCCUUCCCACGCCCCUCGGGGUCAAUGGAUUCGGAUCCCUCAACCCCCAGACCAACGGGCAGCAGGGCUCCGACACGCUCUACAAUAACGGGCUCUCUCCUUACCCAGCCCAGAGCCCCGGCGGCGUGGCUGACCCCCUGCAACAGGCCUUCGCUGCGAUGCACCACUAUGCAGGCCCCGAAGGCUGUAAUCUCUUCAUCUAUCACCUGCCUCAGGAGUUUGGUGAUACGGAACUCAUACAGACAUUCCUGCCCUUUGGAGCCGUUGUCUCUGCCAAAGUCUUUGUGGAUCGAGCCACCAACCAGAGCAAGUGUUUUGGGUUUGUUAGUUUUGACAAUCCAACCAGUGCCCAGACGGCUAUUCAGGCCAUGAAUGGCUUUCAAAUUGGCAUGAAGAGACUCAAGGUCCAGCUAAAGAGGCCUAAGGAUGCCAACCGGCCUUACUGACCUGUUCUCACAUACCAGCCACAGAAAGAAACUGAAGAGUGAGAAGAAAGGAAUGAAAAAGCACAGAAAUGCUGGAGUGGCCCUUCCCGAAGGAGCAGCUGCAGACGGAGGUGGAUCAGACCCAAGGCUGGCCUGGGGCUCAGGCCACUUGAGGAUUGUUCUUAUCAACUGGGUUGUGCUGCACCUGCAGCAGAGAGGUCAGACUGGCAGGGCAGCGGGGCUGGCUGAGGAUCCACUGACUGUCUAUGGGAACCAGCAAGGGCCUCGGGGGGGUGGGGGUGGUGCCAAGGGGCUUCUCGACGAAGGAAGCCCAGAGUCACUUCAUUCAAGAUCAUACUGUUCCUUAGAGUUUAGGGACCAAAGGACUAUUGCUUUUUUAAGAAUAUAUCUAUCUAUAUAUCUAUAUAAAUUAAAACAAAGGAAAAAAAACGAGAAACAAAACAAGACGGUAUAGAGUCUCAUAAAAGCUGCCUUUAAAUAUCCCUAGGAGACAGGGUGAAGGAGACCCUGGAUAGUCCCAGUCUAGGCAGAGGAGGUUGUGGAAAGAUUGUCCUGUGUGUUGUCCCCUCUGAAGCCACUCCCCCACCCUGACCUUAUAAAAAAUAUUUUGGGGUCAAAUGCAGGUCUUGAGGUUAUAGAAGCAGUGAACUCACAACUCAUAAUCUCCAAACUCAGCGUCACGUAAGAGGGCCCAGGAGUUCAAGCCUGCCCUCGGCUUUGCCAUCCAGAGAGGCCCCUGGCCAAUGGGAGUGGGAACCUGCCUUUCCUUCUUGACAGCCCUGCCCUGGAACCGCUGCUUCUCCAGGCAGGAAGAGAGGGAGUUUUGGCCACAUCAGUCUUUUCCUUCCCAGCCCAGAUACACAGAGGCCUUGCCUUUGGCUGAGUCAAGACACCUCUUUUCCCUUCCGUUGAGCCAGUCCCCAUGUCCCCUUGCUCCAGGCUACCGUCUAUCUCUUAGUCUAAGUUUGCCCACCUGUAAAGUAGAUUCAAGAUACAUGUAGAGGGCUGUGACAACAGACAUGGGAGGUUUGCUGCUGUAUAUACUGCCAUUGAGAAGGAUAAUUUUCAAUAUGUAGAAGCUUCAGAAUUAGAGGUCCCUCUUUCCCCAGGACCUGGGAGGGAAGUAGAUGUUUUGCCAAAAUACUUCUUUAUUCCUUUAAAAAGUACAUCUUUCCUAUGCAAGAGUGUCUUGUAUGUGCUUACCCAAGGUGCUUGUAGAUGACAAGCAGUGUCCAGCUUAGAAGUGGUGUGUGCUCUGUCUGUCUUUGUCUGUCCAUUGUAUACAGUGGGUGCCAUAUAAAGCUGGUCACUGGUGGUGCUUCCUGCCUGCUUCUGUGAGAUGGGCCAAAGAUUCAGCUCAGCACACCUUGACUCACCUUGCUGCGGCCAGCCUUUCCUGGGCCCACGGGGCCUUGCACAUUUUUUCCCAGGGGGUAAUUUCCACUCCACCCCACAUCACGGAUCGACCUCGUCUGAGGCCCCAGUUGCUGCGUGGGGGACACCCUGCCCCCCCACGUUGCUGAGACUGGAGACCCCUGAUCUGGUAUCACUCAGACAGCAAGGAUGUGUGGGUGGGGUUGGAGGGUUCUUUCUUCAUAACAGUUUCUAAGAAAACUUGUUCCCACCUGU
Molecule: messenger RNA, 3066 nt
Organism: Castor canadensis (American beaver)
Lineage: Eukaryota; Metazoa; Chordata; Mammalia; Rodentia; Castoridae
Source: RefSeq, a predicted model, not a curated record